This is a messenger RNA of Maudiozyma saulgeensis, 390 nucleotides long. NCBI's taxonomy places the organism in Eukaryota, Fungi, Ascomycota, Saccharomycetes, Saccharomycetales, Saccharomycetaceae. The record is from the annotation of a GenBank genome assembly.
AUGUACAGGACAGACAACAAGGAUGGUUUGUCAAUAGAAAAUACGGUGCGUACGAACUUGGUUCAUUUUCAGAAUUGGUCCAAUGUUGUGAUCUGUGAAGAGUCGUUGGAAUGGGAAGAUAGAAUCAUAAGAUUAAUUUCAGGUAUUCCACCAACUACUUUAUCCAAUGGUGAAAGUGACGAGAACGGAAAUCCUACAAGAGAGUUCCUUUUACCAAUUAGUUUAGCUCAGUACAACGCAGAGCAUCUAACAAUCGAAUGUUUGGAUCAGAUAUUCGAUAAACUGUGUAAUUCAGAAACAAAAAGGAUUAUUUUAUCAAUUGUUAAUGAUGAUGGGACCACUGUAUUCUAUUUCGUGUACAAAGGUGUCCAUAAACCAAAAAAAAAUUAG